Polypterus senegalus (gray bichir) is the source of this 3370-nucleotide messenger RNA. RefSeq names its product DEAD (Asp-Glu-Ala-Asp) box polypeptide 43 (gene ddx43). Lineage: Eukaryota; Metazoa; Chordata; Cladistia; Polypteriformes; Polypteridae. Gene Ontology annotation, molecular function: ATP binding; RNA helicase activity; RNA binding. The transcript has 16 exons. The coding region runs from base 44 to 2080 and encodes 678 amino acids. The record is from RefSeq and is a predicted model, not a curated record.
UGAAACUGCGCGCGUUGCUUUUCCCUCCAAAUUUGUUCGAGUCAUGUCGGACUGGGAAGCGGAGAGCGACGAAGACAGCAAAAAUGUUAGGCAGAAGGUGCCGGAGUUUCAGUCAUCUGGGGUGGCAUCUUUUGCCUUUGGGAAAAGUAUAAGCUUCGAAGGAGGAAGACGGGGCGGAGGAUGGGGACGGAAGCAGCGCAGAGGGCCGCAGUGGGAGAACUGGAGAGAGAGCGAAGGCAGAAGUGGGAGCCAAGAGAAAUUCUCCAGGAGCAGGCGUGAUAAUGAGUCGUCCACGGCGCGAACCUUUACAGUGGACAACGCCGUGGUGGGGAUGGUGAUAGGUCGUGGAGGUUCCAAAAUCCGCGAGAUUGAAGAAAACACUGAAACGCAUAUCAAGAUAAUCAAAGGAGAUUAUGAGAGUGAAGUAAGGAUCUUUGGAAAUGAAGAAGCCCAACUUAGAGCAAAGGAAUGUAUUGAUGAAUUGAUUGGUCAUGGCUCUCAUCACUCUGGGCAAGGACCAGUGAAGGUAUCAUGUUGGGCUAAAUCAACAGAAAAGUCUACAGAAGGUCCACCAGUUAUACCCAUUGAUUGGGAAUCUUUGAGACAAAAUCGUGCUAAGUAUGAAGCUAUGAAAUGGCAAGGACUGCCACCAAUUAAAAAACAUUUUUACAUGGAAGCACCAAGUGUGACUAACUUGACUCCAGAGGAGGUGACAGUAUGGCGAAAGGAAAACAAUAACAUUAUUGUUGAUGAUUUAAAAGAAGAUGAGAAACGUCCUAUACCAAAUCCAGUGCAGACAUUUGAAGAAGCUUUUGAACAGUACCCUGAAAUCAUGAAAAAUAUUUCAAGAGUGGGAUUUCUGAAGCCCACACCUAUUCAGUCUCAGGGAUGGCCAGUUGUACUUCAAGGAUUUGAUCUGAUCGGCAUUGCCCAAACUGGUACUGGAAAGACAUUGGCUUAUCUUCUCCCUGGUUUUAUUCAUUUGGAUCACCAACCUAUUUCAAAAGAAGAACGAGGUGGUCCUGGGAUGUUGGUUCUUACACCAACUCGAGAGCUGGCAUUACAAAUAGAGGCAGAAUGCAGCAAGUACAGCUACAAAGAAAUUAAAAGUAUUUGCAUAUAUGGAGGUGGGGACAGACGUUCACAAAUAAAUGUUGUAACCAAAGGUGUUGACAUUGUAAUUGCAACCCCUGGUCGUCUCCAUGACCUUCAAAUGAACAACUUUGUAAACCUGAAAAGCAUCACAUAUUUGGUUUUAGAUGAAGCAGACAGGAUGUUGGACAUGGGCUUUGAACCACAAAUCAUGAAGAUUUUGAUUGAUAUCCGAUCUGACCGCCAGACUGUAAUGACAAGUGCAACCUGGCCACCUGGAGUUCGUCGAUUGGCAAGAUCAUACUUGAAAGACCCAAUGAUGGUAUAUGUUGGAACAUUGGAUUUAGCAGCUGUGAACACAGUGGAACAGACGGUGCUUGUAAUUCCAGAGGAGGAGAAAAAACUUUUUACUUUCAGCUUUAUUCAAAGUAUGAAACCUGAAGAAAAGCUUUUAAUAUUUGUUGGAAAAAAAGUCAUUGCAGAUGAUCUGUCAAGUGAUUUGAUACUUUCUGGCAUACCAGUUCAGUCAUUGCAUGGUGACAGAGAACAGUGUGAUCGGGAGCAAGCCCUGGAGGAUUUCAAAAAUGGAAGGGUUCGAAUAUUGGUUGCUACUGACUUGGCUUCCCGAGGACUGGAUGUUCUUGAUAUUACCCAUGUUUUAAAUUAUGAUUUUCCUAGAAAUAUUGAGGAAUAUGUACAUAGAGUUGGAAGGACAGGGAGAGCCGGGCGCUCAGGUAUUGCACUGACUUUAAUGACCAGAAACGAUUGGAAAGUGGCAUCAGAACUCAUUCAGAUACUAGAAAGGGCUAAUCAGGUGGUUCCAGAAGAAUUGGUACUAAUGGCUGGCCGCUAUGAUAAAUAUAAAAUGGAGCGUCAGAAGGAGCGAGAGUUUACUGGUCCUCAAGGAGGUGGUGGCUUUGAUAGAGGCAGUGGAAGAAAUGGUCCCAAGUGGAGCCGAAGCAGAGGUCGUACCAGCAGCAGGUUUUAACCUGGCAUUUAAUUUUACACUUCACAUUUUGACCUUUUUUUUCUUUUUUCAUAACGAAUACUAAUAAAAUGUAAUAAAAGUACUUUUUUGUUGUUCACAUUUUUAUAUUGUACUCCUAAAUUUGGAAAUGUAUAUUAAUAAUACUAUAAAUGCUUUAUAAGAAAUCAUUCUGGUAAAAUAACAGAUACCACAAGUUGCAUGCUUAAAUAUGAAAACCCACAAAAUCUUUUCCAGGAAAGAUGUACACAGUCAAAUAUCCUUAUUGAGAAAUCAAAAAAUAACUUGCUUUAGAGGAUUACCUAUUAACUAUUGUACCUUGAUUUUUAUGGUAAUAAACACUUUUAAUGCACUGCUAAAUGCCCCUUGAAUUGUGAAUAUUAUUUACAUGACAAUCCUCUGCCUACAGUAGCAGUUUUGCUUUGGUACAUUUGCAUUAUGUUUAAUUACAAUGGUUGCCAGAUGUAUGCUGCAGCAGAAUCACCUUUUGCUAAAUUUUGAAUGUUCUUUAAUUAGACAUUAUAUGCCUAUAAUUUAACUGGUAAUAAAUGUAUUCAUGAAGAUAAUGUUGGAUUAACACAUUGUAGUGGUGCAUUUUAGUUUAUUGUUGCCAAGGAAUUCUCUUGGUUUUUUUUUUUUCUGAAGCAUACAUUGAAAUAGAGUCUUUGAGGGUGGAUAUUAUUCCCAAUUAUGGGGACUACGAUAUGUUUUACUUGAAUUGGUUAGUGUUUGCACCAUUUAAAUGUGUGCUGACAUAAAUUUGGAAUACAUAAGAAUUCAGCAAAAAUAAUUAUCGGUUCAAUAUUCUGAAAGAAAACCUUGAUUUUAUUGAUGUUCUGAAGGUGCCUUUAAAUUUCUUGGUGUGUAUUUUGAGCUAAAGUGUGAAUAGUUUUGACUUUAGAAUCUUAACAUUGCCUUGAAUGGUCUCGAUUUAAAGGUGAUUGCUUAAAAUUAAGUUUGUUUUAUAAAUAAAAUGAUAAUGUAAUACAUUUCUUUGUAGUUGUUUUUUUUUUUUAAUUAAAUAUUUGUAUGAUACAGUUGUAAAAUGUCCCAAAUGGCUUCUGCUUUGUAUCCAUUACUAUCAGGCUAGAUUCUUGCACUUGAUAACCCUGAAAUGAGACAAACACAGUAAGUGAUUGAUGGAUGGAUGUCAUUGAUAUUUUACCUGUUGUCCUAUAAAAAGUAAUUGAUAUGGCCAUAAUGUUUUUGUGUGUCUUAAUACUUUUUCUUAACACUUUAGUGUAAAAUCAGUUUUUUGUGAAUUAUGCAUUUUUAUACUGUAUAUGCGUUAGG